Ananas comosus (pineapple) is the source of this 2947-nucleotide messenger RNA. Its product is annotated as trihelix transcription factor GTL1-like. Lineage: Eukaryota; Viridiplantae; Streptophyta; Magnoliopsida; Poales; Bromeliaceae. The record is from RefSeq and is a predicted model, not a curated record.
CUCUCUCUCUCUCUCCAUUCCUCAUCAUCUACUGUUCAUCUCUAUCUCUCUCUCUCUCUUGCUUUCACCUUCUUCUUCUUCUUCUUCCUCAACCCACCUGUAAUAUUCUUUUUCAACCCCAUAAUUUAUACGAACACUCGAAAAAGAUAGUAGGAUGAAUUCUUAAGCCAUUAGCCAGCGCUGCUCACGCUUAACCCUUCCCUCCACCACCCCUUUUCUCUGCUCGCUCGCUCUCUAAAUCUCUCGCUUUUUCUUUUCUUUUUUUUUUUCCUUUUUUUGCUUCUUCUCUUGUUUGCGCUAGCGCUCUUUCCAGUUGUCCAUGCGCCGCCCAUCUUUUUCACCCGAGCCCCUUCUUCGUCUACUCCUUUCCCUUUCCGAUUUCGGAUUCUUCCAUUAAUCCUCUCAUAUUAAUCACUAGGAUACUAGUAGUUGUCACGGGCGAUAAAAAAUAGUUGCGGGAAAGAGAAAGUAGCGGGAGAGAGGGUGAGACAAAGCGUCGUACCAACACAUGCAGCAGCAGCAGCAGCAGCCGCAGCAGCAGCAGCAGCGAGGAGGGUCGCAACAAUAUGGGGGGCCGCCGCCGCAUCCGGAAUUGACCCCAUUCCCCUCCCGCAUGCUCGGAAUUGCCGACCCCCCGCCGCAGACCGUGCUGCAGGCGCAAUUGGCGGAGGCGGCGUCGCCCAUCAGUAGCCGGCCGCCGCAGCCGCCGCCGCCGCCGAGCUUCGAGGAGCUGAUCCCUUCGUCCGUCGCCGACGAAGAGGCCCUGGCGGCGGGGGAGGACGGCGAGCGCGGAGGCGGCGGGGCUUCGGGCGGCAACCGGUGGCCGCGGCAGGAGACGCUGGCCCUCCUCAAGAUCCGCUCCGACAUGGACGCCGCCUUCCGCGACGCCACCCUCAAGGGCCCCCUCUGGGACGAAGUCUCCAGGAAACUGGGGGAAUUGGGAUACAAGAGGAGUGCGAAGAAGUGCAAGGAGAAGUUCGAGAACGUUCAGAAGUACUACAAGCGCACGAAAGAAGGCGCCGCGGGCCGGCAGGACGGCAAGACGUACCGCUUCUUCACGCAGCUCGAAGCCCUCCACCGCAGCGCGGUGCCACCGCCGCCGCCUCCACGCCGUCCUCGAUCGCAUUCGCCGCCCCCAUGUCCGGCCCUCCCCGCCCGCGGAUCCACCCGAUUCCGAUCUCCUCCGCCGCCCCGCCGCCCAUCCCCGAACAAUCAAUUCACGGAAUUCCCGCCGCCUCUGCCGCCCCUCCCGCUGCAGCCGCGGCGGCUGCAGCUGCUGCUGUACUCGUCGGAUUCGGGCGAAUCCGACGACGAGACGGAGGAGGAGGAGAGCAGGAGCAGCAGCAGCAGCAGCAGCAUGUAGCUGCAAGGGAGGAAGCGGAAGCGGCGCGGCAGCAUGGGGAGGAGCGGCAAGAAGAUGAUGGCGUUCUUCGAGGGGCUGAUGGGGCAGGUGAUGGAGCGGCAGGAGGAGAUGCAGAAGCGCUUCCUGGAGACGCUGGAGAAGCGGGAGCAGGACCGGGCGAUGCGCGAGGAGGCGUGGCGGCGGCAGGAGACCGCGCGGCUCGCCCGCGAGCAGGAGCUCCUCGCGCAGGAGCGCGCCAUGGCCACCACCCGCGCCGCCGCAGUCGUCUCCUUCAUUCAGAAGAUCAGCGGCCAAACCAUACAAUUACCCGCAAUGCCCGACGCCUCCAUCACCGUCGUAACGCCGUCGCCAGCCCCGCCGCCACAGCCGCCGCCGCCGCCGCCUCAAAAGCCGCCAUUAUCGACGCCGCUGCCGCAAAAGGAGAAAAGUGGGGAAAAUGUAGGGCUCAAGGAAUCAGCUUCGACCGACAUUGUAGUAUUCGGGGCUCAAGGAGGAGGGCUGCAGGAUCCCGCGAGUAACGUCGCGUUCGAGGCCGCGGGGCCGCCGUCGUCGCGGUGGCCUAAGACGGAGGUGCACGCGCUGAUCAAGCUCCGGACGGGGCUGGAUAUGCAGUACCAGGAGAUGGGACCCAAGGGCCCGCUGUGGGAGGAGAUCUCGGGGAGGAUGCGGCGGCUGGGAUACAACCGGAGCGCCAAGCGGUGCAAGGAGAAGUGGGAGAACAUCAACAAGUACUUCAAGAAGGUGAAGGAGAGCAACAAGAAGCGCCCCGAGGACGCCAAAACUUGCCCCUACUUCCACCAAUUAGACGCUCUCUACCGCAGGAAGCUCGACCGCGCCAGCGGCGGCGGUGACGCGGGCGUCCCACGGCAGCAGCAGCAGCAGCAGGCGCCGCCUCAGCAAUUGGAAACCAACACCAAUGCCCCAAGUUCACAAGAAGGAGCCGAUGCUCUCACGCUCAUGGCAGCAGCGUCGUCGUCGUCGCAUCAGCCUCCGUCGGAAACCGACACCAAAAACAACGGCAAUAGAAGCGGCGGAGGUGUACAAACGAGCAACGGAGGACUAGCGCCGGUCCUCGCCACGAACAAACCAGGAGACGCCGUGACGGGCGAAGGCGAGAAGAUCGACGAGGGCGGCAGCGACAAUAUGGACCACGACUACGACGACGACGACGACGACGACGACGAGGAGCGAGGGGGAGGAAGGACGAAGAAGAGUCGGCGUUCACCCCCCGCCCCUUGUAUCCUCAUCUCUCUCUCUCUCUCUCUCGAUAGUCGACACGACGCUUGUGGGAUUCAUAGGGAUGAUGGAGUCGCGGGAGGUGCCGCGUCCCAAAGUUCCCUCCUUGGACCAAACCGAUAUCAACUGGGACAAGUAUGUCAUUAUCUCCUUUCUAGGGCUUCUUCUCGUUUUCCUCCUCUUCCUUCAAUUUCAUACCUCUCUCUCUCUCUCUCUCUCUCGGUGAGGAAGGGGUAUUUUGGGGUGAAGCAGAAAAGCAGAGUCCGGGUGACAAACUGUAAGAAACUGGGCGGCAGGCAGCAUGUGCGGGCAGACUUCACAUUUCACGAGGAGGGUGAGGCGUGGUGA